AUGGUUCGUUUAAACGUUGAUCAAAUGAGUCGAUAUGUUAGUCCGGUUAACCCAACAACAUAUCCAACACUUAGUAUAUCAUUAUUAGGCAUUGGUCUUUUCUUAAUGGCAUGGUUUUUCGUCUACGAAGUGACAGGUACAAAAUACACACGUGCUUGGAAAAAAGAAGUUCUUCUUGCACUUAUCGCAUCAUUCUUUCUUGGUUACGGUGGUCUAUUUCUUCUACUCUGGGUGGGAAUUUAUGUUUAA
Molecule: messenger RNA, 249 nt
Organism: Adineta ricciae
Lineage: Eukaryota; Metazoa; Rotifera; Eurotatoria; Adinetida; Adinetidae
Source: the annotation of a GenBank genome assembly